AUGAGCGAUUCAACCAAGGAGGCAGUGAUGGAAUCAUCAUCGUCGUCCUCAUCUCGGAUUAAGAGUCGGAAGAUUUCAGAUGGCACCAAGCUUCCGAUGGAUCUGAUCAUGGAGAUACUCAAACGCUUACAGGCGGAAACCCUAGUGAACUUGUGCGAAUCGAAGCCCUUGGCAUCAAUCAUACGCGACCGUCAUUUCAAGAAACUGUUCCUCACCCACUCUUCUUCUCGACCAGGUCGUCUCUUCUUCUUCAAACCUGAAGAUGAUUGUUUAUUAUUCUCCGCGCGGCUUCCAUCCCAAAAGCCCUCAGUUGAAGAAGAAGCCUUAUCUGUAGCUACCUACCAUAGGUUACAUCAUUCACUUGGAGGCAAAAUCAACCUAUCCUGCCUUCACUGUUUGAUUUGCUAUAACUAUUAUCAGUUUUCUCGUUCUGGACUUAAGGUAUACAAUUCCAGCACCCGUGGAUCCACCACAUUGCCUGCUUUCGAUGAACCAAGACACAUUUUCAAGCACAUGUUGGGUUAUGAUCCCGUCGAUGGUGUUUACAAAGUCUUGUGUAUGAACUCAAGGGUUGCUCUGGAAAUGCCCCGACUAGAACCUGAGCGUUUCUUUGAGGUUUUGACAUUGGGAGAUGAUCUUCCCAGCUGA
Molecule: messenger RNA, 648 nt
Organism: Capsella rubella
Lineage: Eukaryota; Viridiplantae; Streptophyta; Magnoliopsida; Brassicales; Brassicaceae
Product: putative F-box protein At5g44220
Exons: 1
Coding region: 1-648 (215 amino acids)
Molecular function (GO): protein binding
Source: RefSeq, a predicted model, not a curated record